AUGAAGAUACACCCUGUGUUUCAUAACAACCUCUUACGACUUGACUCAGAUGAUGCUUUACAAGGCCAGCACCAUGAACCACCCCUGCCAAUCAUUAUAGAAGAUGAACUUGAAUGGGAAGUUGAAGAAAUCCUAGAUUCUAAACUCCUACGGAAGAAGCUGUUCUAUAUGGCAGCAUGGAAGAACCACCCACUAGACAACACUUGUGAAGAUGACGAGGACGAGGAUGUGCAACCUCCAAUACGACGAAAGCAGCGCCGCAGAGAGUCUGACGUGACUGAAAACGCCACCCGCAAGAAGGUCCACACGCGCUCGUCCACCAUAGCCCAAGCCCAGACCUGCACUACUCGAGGUCCUACAGUUUCUCGGAGUUCACCAGACGAUGCGGAGUCAAUUCUAGGCGCGGAAUACCAAGAAUAUCCUCUUCAGGGCUUUCUCAAGUGUGUGAGGAUCUGA
This is a messenger RNA of Pseudogymnoascus destructans, 456 nucleotides long. RefSeq lists its product as uncharacterized. NCBI's taxonomy places the organism in Eukaryota, Fungi, Ascomycota, Leotiomycetes, Thelebolales, Thelebolaceae. The transcript has 2 exons. The record is from RefSeq and is a predicted model, not a curated record. Bases 1 to 456 code for a protein of 151 amino acids.